CUCAUGCCCACCCGUUUUGCCAUUCAACAACCGUCGACGUAACGACACUUGUCUGACUGGUUAUCCCGACAUUGCAACAUCGGACUUGGCUCCAACAUCCUGCUGCUGUAGUGCGUUUAUCCCAUGGCAUUCGAGCCGCGCAGCCCUACCUUCGUAAAAUAUGGCGGCGAACAGCAGCCGCUGUUGGACUACAACAAAGACACAGUCGUGGGGAUCCCCGGCAGUCUCGAAACUCAAGACGAAGCCGAGCCUCACGUCAUCGAAGAGCUCAAGACACUACUCAAACUAGUGUACCCCGUCGUUGUGACGACUGCGCUCGAGUUUUUACCUGGUUUUACGUGUAUUAUACUGGCAGGACACAUCCAGUCGCCACACACGCAGCAAUAUGUGGACGCCGCUACACUCUCAACAAUGUUCAUGAACAUCACGGCGUAUUCCAUUGGGUUUGGCCUUACAUCGGCGCUAGACACGCUGUGUUCUCAAGCGUACGGUGCUAAACGUUUCGGAAAGAUCGGUAUCUACUACCAAGCUGGCUUACAGAUUAUCGGUGCCUGUCUCGGACCAAUUUUCCUCGUUAACUGGUACUCCGAGAGCUUUUUGCUCUUCAUGGGCCAAGACGCUGAAGUCUCCAGACUAGCACAGAGUUUCUCACGUUGGAUGCUACCCGGCGUACCGUUCGUUUUCCUCUACGAAUUAGUGCGCAAGGUGUUGCAAGCGCAAAACAUCAUGAAGCCGUUGGUGUUUAUUGCGGCAGUAGGCAACGUUGUCAACAUCGUAUCGGGCUACUGGCUGACAUAUCAUACGUCGAUGGGUUUUGAGGGUAUCGCUCUGUCCAGAUCAUUGGGCAACAUGGUGCUACCGUUCCUACUCAUCCCGUACUUCUACUACCACCCUCACCACUUGAGCCAAUGGUGGCGUGGCUGGAACAUGCGAGUGGCAUUCGAACACGUGGGAUUGUUCUUGCGUCUAGGAAUACCUGGCGCGCUGAUGAUGACGAUGGAAUGGUGGGCGUUUGAGCUGCUUACGCUGAUGGCUGGCGUUCUACCAAGUGCUGUCGUGUCGGUCAGUGCCCAUGCUGUGCUUGUUAACGUUAACAACACUAUCUACAUGACAUUUGCGGGUCUCGCAGUCGCCUCUAACAUCCGUGUGGGCAACUGUCUUGGCGCCAAUGCACCGAAACAGGCGAGACUGGCUUGUACUGUAUCGUUAACGUUAACAUUAGCCAUAUCCUCGACAUUUGCGAUGAUGUUGUACGUGCUGCGUGGCGAGAUCCCACGUCUCUUCCUUAAUGAUGCUCAAGGUAUCGCGCGAGCUGCUAGUGUGUUGGCAGUCUGGGCUCCGUUGGAGGUUCUAGAUGGACUUAAUGCUGUCGUUCAAGGUAUUUUCCGUGGUGCAGGCAAACAGAAAGUGGCUGCUACAGUGAAUGCAGUGGCGUACUAUGUGUUCGGUAUCCCAGUUGCUGGAGUACUGGCCUUCCACUUUGCUUUGGGAGUCGAGGGCUUGUGGUUGGGUUUCGGCUUCGGUAUCUUCGUGGCUGCCUCGCUGCAGUUCUACAUGUUGUUCGAACGCUGGACGUGGAUAGAACUCGCUGAAGAAGCCCAGAAGCGCACGGCGGAAUAGAAUCUUACUACUCUAGUAUUAAUACAACUACUACUAGUAGUACAAAACUAGAGGUCUCCUUACAUUACCGGUAAGUCUCCAUUGCAUGAGUACCAUGCUGAAUUCUUAAAACUUUGG
Molecule: messenger RNA, 1737 nt
Organism: Phytophthora nicotianae INRA-310
Lineage: Eukaryota; Oomycota; Peronosporomycetes; Peronosporales; Peronosporaceae
Exons: 3
Coding region: 124-1620 (498 amino acids)
Biological process (GO): xenobiotic detoxification by transmembrane export across the plasma membrane
Cellular component (GO): membrane
Molecular function (GO): antiporter activity; xenobiotic transmembrane transporter activity
Source: RefSeq, a predicted model, not a curated record